Myzus persicae (green peach aphid) is the source of this 1072-nucleotide messenger RNA. RefSeq lists its product as uncharacterized. Gene Ontology annotation, cellular component: nucleus; cytoplasm. The record is from RefSeq and is a predicted model, not a curated record. NCBI's taxonomy places the organism in Eukaryota, Metazoa, Arthropoda, Insecta, Hemiptera, Aphididae. The transcript has 2 exons. Bases 280 to 1071 code for a protein of 263 amino acids.
UUGUAGAAUAAAAAAAUAUUGUAGAUGAUAAUAUGAUUGACGAAAUGACGUUUGUUUUUCCACCAGUUAAUAAAUAAUAAUAUUGUAAUAUUGCAUUAAUUAUUAUAUUCUUAUAAUUUACGAAAUUUCUAAACAAAGUUUUUAUAAUAUUGUUAUUUGAUGAUGCUGUAUGGUUAUUUACAUUGCUAUAUGAAAGUUAUUAUAAAUUAAGUUUCUUAAUACUUUGCGAUUUUAUACUUAUAAACAGAGUAAGUGACGACAAAUUUAAAAAUUGAUAUCAUGGAAAAUAGUUUAUUGGAAGCAAUUAAGUCUGGCAAUAUGGGAUGCCAUUCAGAAUUGACCAUCAUACCUAUAUCACAGAGCUCAAAAUCCAACAGCCAGUAUGCAGUGUCUUCUACUUCCCCACAAAGUACAGUAUCAUUAUCAUUAGUACCGAAUACUAGCAGUGGAAAGUCAAAAAAUAAGCACUCACUGCCGUCAAAUGCUCAGGGAGGUGCACCCCGCAAGCGUGGGAAAUCUAGUAUGCCUCAAUUAAACCAAAUGGUGAAUGAUAUGAAUAGUUACAAUCCACUCUUGGACCUGACAAUGAAUCGCAAACAUCAUAGCUAUCCUAAUUAUAGUGCUCAAUAUGAACAACAAUGGCCAUUUAAUUUGCCGUUUAACUAUCCUGAAUUACUGAUGAAUUUUAGUCAAGUUAAUAAAAGGAAAUCAUAUGCAUAUGAACAACCUAAAGAAAAGACUGCAGUGAAUUACAACAAAGAAAACACACAAAACAAAACUAAACAUUAUAAACACGAACAUAUGCCUCCACCUUCUACUACUGCAGACCGAAUAUCUGGCCAAUUAGAAAAUGUUGAAAAAACUUUUGAUAUUGAUUCUUUAAGUAGUGAGGAUGGUUGGGCUAAAUAUAGAGAGUUGUUAACGGUUAUUGAAGAAAUGUCUGGGUCCAUCAGACCAAUUUAUACAGGUUGUAAGAACUCUACUGAAAGAUUGAAAAAGUCCAUUCAUAAAGCUAAAGCAUUAGUAAGCGAAUGUUUAAAAGAAGUCGAAAAAGUAUCUAGACAACUUUAAG